Messenger RNA from Glossina fuscipes, 4163 nucleotides. RefSeq names its product run domain Beclin-1-interacting and cysteine-rich domain-containing protein (gene Rubicon). The coding region runs from base 126 to 3020 and encodes 964 amino acids. Gene Ontology annotation, molecular function: phosphatidylinositol phosphate binding. The transcript has 6 exons. Gene Ontology annotation, cellular component: intracellular membrane-bounded organelle. Lineage: Eukaryota; Metazoa; Arthropoda; Insecta; Diptera; Glossinidae. The record is from RefSeq and is a predicted model, not a curated record.
UAAGCUACAAACUAAUCUAUUUCUUAAGAAAACUUUUUAAAAAUCUUCUCAAGUGUGUCAAAAAGCAAACUGUUUUUCAUCAGAAGGUACUUAGAUGAAAGAUUUGCAACAAAGAAGAAAUUCCAAUGUCAGCAAAAGUAAAAGAAAAACUAUCGCACAUGCGAAAAGACGAUGCAAAAUAUCGUGAAUUAAUUGGAAAUUUUAAGAAAUCGCUAGAAUUAUGGUUUAUAAAUGGUUUUGACAGCGAUAACUUUAAUGGGAUCAAACUGUCAUGCCUGGAAAUAUUAACGCAUGGCCUAUUGGCAUUAAAGCUUCGCGGUCGAACUGACAAAGAAUUCUACAGCUCCGUAUCAUUUAGUAGUGAUAAUUCAGAAUUUGGCAAUUUACAUAAACUAAUCAAUGAUUUUGAGUGGCUGCGAAAUGCUUUCAAUAAACAACAAAACUUGAAUUUCACAAACAAAGAUAAAAGUUCAAUCAAGGCUUCUAAGUCCUUAUCACAUGAUACGGAAUGUAGAGAGGAUCGCUGUGUAUUGUUUUUGAAAACUUGGUUAACAAUAAAUAUAGAAGAUCGUUGUCUUAGUGACUGUCUGCAGAUUUUGUUAGCUGAUAAGGGCCUAUUGGAGUCCUGUUAUGAUAAAGAAGCUUUUCUACGCCAGGAAUUAUAUGCAGCAGCUUUCGUUAUGGGACUCACAGCUUGGGAAUCUCAGCAGCAAACAUUUUUGCAUCAAAUUCAAAAAAUACUUAAUUCACGCGACCUUCACAAAAGAUUCAGUUCUCAACCAAAUUUUUGCAAUUUGCCUGCCAAAGAAGACAUUUCUCAUAAAAAUAUGAAGACAAUCACAGCUAAAGCUGUCACCACAGUACGUAAAACGAAAAGUUUACCUACCUUUAAGCUUCUUGAUCUAAAAUGUAAUGAAACAAAAAGACCUCGUUGUAAAACGUAUGCCAAAUGCAACAGUCAGUUACUUUCUGAAAGUAUACCUAGAGUUCCCCAAUUUAAGCAUAAGAAUAAUCAAACUAUUUCGGCAUCUACACCCGCCGCCUGCUCUCGAUUCUUUUAUGAUGACAUGCCAUCUACCUCGACUAGUAGCCGUAAAAGUUUCGGUUCCAAUUUAACUUUGAAUUCCACAGAAUCUACUGCAACAAUUUCCGUAUCUACCUCAGGGUCUUCCAAUAACUCUACCAGCACCAAACGUCGUAUUCAUUUAAUUAACACGGACAACAUUAAAAUUUGGACGGAUCAAAAUUGGGAAUUACGCCAACAACAACGGCAAUUGCUGCAACAACAACAGGCCAGUCAGACAAAAACCUCCCCGCUUCGUGCUAUACCUGCAACAGCAAAUUCGUUCAAUACGCAAAUUAUAGUACCCAAACAAGCCAAAAGUAUUAGCCCUAUCAAUAGUUUGUUAUCGUCAUUAUUUGGCUCGUCUCAUAGUUGGUUUUCUGAACAAAGCUUAGCGGAACAGCAAAGUCAGUGCAGUGAAAGUUCCCUGGAAUUAUCAAAUCAAUCAUCAGAUGCGUCACCGUUACCAGCGCCACCGCCUGUAUCCCCUCUACAACGACCAUGCCCCAAUUUAACUGUCGGUUCAAGUGUCUUAGACAACUUUCUACCUACUUGUGGUAAAAAGUUACGCCCUCGGCAUUCAGAGAUACUUUUCGAAUACGGUAUUAGUACUUUGGAUUAUAACAUAACUACGUCAGCGACUACUCUGCCUAAUAAUCAAGACAAGGAAGGAUAUAAAAGCCCAUCGCUGGUAACAUCAAAAAAUUGUCAAAGUUUAACCAGAUUCUUACAAAUGUCUCACUUAUCUCAUAACAAUACCCAAUUGGAAAAAGAAAAUGCUCAUUUCCGUAUAUCCGAAGCAAUUAUAACGGCCAUUGAGCAUAUGAAAUGCAAUCGUUUGGAAUCGGAUAAGCAAAGUAGAAUAACUGAAGCUACGCCUAUAGCUACGGACUAUUUGGCUGCACAAGCACAAGCGUCUAGCAGUAGCAUAACUUUGGAUUUCCUAGAAGAGGAACACAAACCCUAUGUUGAAUUGGACGACGUGUGUAUGGAAACGCUGUCAGCCGAAGUAGUUGGCCUAUCCUUAAUAUCAAAAUUCAAUGAAAAACAUUUACCUAAAGUGUCCGAAUUAAAAUGGUUGGUCUCUGAAGACGACACACCACAAAAAUUGUUACCCAUGCCCGAUGUAUCAAGUUCAGCCAACCCCGAUGAUCAUAUUUUACCUUCGGUAACACGAGGUACCAGAUAUUGGGCUCCGCCGAGGCAGCAAAUUAUUUUUACCGAUCAUCCGCCACCUAACCGUAAAGUGUUAUUGCAAAAACAAAACUAUCGUUGUGCUGGUUGCGGCAUGCGUGUCUCGCAACAAUAUGUGCGUAGUUUUCGUUAUUGUACCUACCUGGGUAAAUACCAUUGCACCGGCUGUCAUCGCAAUCAAAUAUCGGCUACACCGGCCAAAAUAUUGCAAAUGUGGGAUUUUAAAUGUUAUCCAGUUAGCGUGUUUGCUUACCGUUUACUUGAACAGAUGUAUACAUAUCCUCUGUUUUAUGUGCCUGAUUUGAAUCCCGAGUUAUAUGCGAAAAGUAAAUCUUUACUUAUAGUCCGCAAUAAAAGAUUACAGUUGAAAUUCGUUAAGGAUUUUAUACGUACAUGUCGCUUCGCUUUACGCGAGCAAUCGUUUUUCAACGCUAUACCUGAUUAUAUUACCAGUGAUAUUGACAAUUGGUCUAUGUCCGAUUUUAUUGAUGUCCAUAGCAAAUGUCUACAAAAAUUCAUUGACCAACUGAUUGAGAAAUGUGCAAUUCAUAUACAUAAUUGUGUGCUGUGCACCGCAAGAGGCUUUAUUUGUGAACAUUGUCAUGACGAUACGAUUAUCUACCCAUGGAAUUCACGGGUUGCUCGUUGUGAUCGUUGUGGUUCUUGUUUCCAUCAAAACUGUUGGAAAUCUAUGUCUCAAAUAUGUUGUCGCUGUCAAAGAAUCGACAAACGUCAUAGCGACAACAAUAUUGACCAAUUGUAGCUGAUAAAUAUAACAUUAUAAAGUUUUUUCUAUACGUUAUUUAAUUUUAUUUAAAAAAAAAAAAACCGUUUGUGAAGUAUUAAAAUAAGUAUUAACCUUUGCUUGUACUGGAAAUAUUGUUAUAGCGAGUAAAUUAUAAUAAUUUACGGUUGUUGCUGCUUUUUUUAACAAAUUCGUUAUAAAUUAUUACAUCGGACUGUGGCCCGCAAUAGCACUUUUCUUGGCCGAUCGAUUUUUUGGCAUUCUCUAGACAUCAUUCUAGAUUUAUUAUUUGAUUUCUCUGAGGUAGCUGACAGCACAUACUCCAGACCAACAGAAAACAAUUUGGUCGUUGUAACAUAAAAUUUACCGGUACGAAGUUAUUUGAUGCAUUUGCAACCAGAAGUGCGUUCGUUGUUUUAUAGUGCUUACUUCAACCGUUUGAUCCGGCAAAAAAACACGUGUGAAAAAAAGUAAAUCUCAGAAAGAGUGAUGAUGGUAGCUCAUCAUCACAAUUUUGUAAUACAAAAUAUAAAAAAAACUUAGUUAUAAAAAAUCAAAUCAUUAUUCCUAGAAGUCUUUUAAAAUUUUUGGAAUUAUUUCCUAAAUUCACCUAAGCUUUAAAAAUAUGACUUAAAAUUGUUAACGAUAAGAUCAAAAACCGAAAUCAAUUUGAAGUCUGUAGUUUUUAGAUAUGUUCAUUUUUUUUCUGUAUACAAAAUCCAGUUAUUUUUGAUAAUGAAUUGAGCUUAAAUUGAGGCAAAGGUUUAUAAAAAUAUUGCAAUUUUACAAUUAAAAUUUUGUUUAAAUUCUCGAUUAAUGUAUCGAUAAUGUACUAAAAAUUUAAAUUUUGCUCUAACAACUUUGUUAGUAUAACUUUUAAUACUUUUGGUCAAGAAAAGUGGUAUUUCGGACCAUAAUGCGUCGGCAUCAAAAGACACCCUCAUUGGUUACAAAUGACCUUAAAUCGUUACAUUGUAAUGAAAGGCGUCGAGUUGAUAAUUAUCGUAUAGAACCCAUGCACUGACGCAAUGCACAAAGCAUGUAUUGCAUUAGAGAUUAUAAUUUGGUAGCGUUAGUAGCCGUGAUGUUGAAAUUUUUUUUUUUUUUAUUGUACAACAUGUUGAAUUUUCGAUUUUAUUUACUUUUCGCUUCAGGUGUAGA